AUGGAAAUGUUCCAUGGCGGAGAAAGAUGGCGUGUCGAGAUAAAAAUUGAAUGGGUGUGCCCAUGCCAUUGUUUCCCACAGCCACACUCUGGAGACUUGGAGCACUACGUCUUACUCACUGAAUUACCCCGUUCCACGCUUAAACCUUCUCAUGCCAUGGGUACCCUUUUUAGGACCUGGUUCCAGUGCUACAGUGGUCUCUAUUCAGCACCGACAAAUACUCUGGUCAGAAGGCUUCCACCCUGGUCAGUACCUGAGGGCGACCCUUACAAGGCCUGGAUAGCUCAGUCGGUAGAGCAUCAGACUUUUAAUCUGAGGGUCCAGGGUUCAAAGCCUGGUGUAAGGAGGAUUCUCAUUGGCCGCAGUGACCUGGUCUAUCUCUAUGUUGGCAGCCAUAUCGUAUUAGAGCUGUCCUCUAUUUGUCGAGUCCUUCCUUCCUCGCCGACAAUUCCUUUAUUGCAGGCGCCAUUGUUCUCAGCAAGGGAUGAAAAUAACUUUUUGGUUUAA
This is a messenger RNA of Nezara viridula (southern green stink bug), 507 nucleotides long. The record is from the annotation of a GenBank genome assembly. Lineage: Eukaryota; Metazoa; Arthropoda; Insecta; Hemiptera; Pentatomidae.